Molecule: messenger RNA, 2118 nt
Organism: Peronospora farinosa
Lineage: Eukaryota; Oomycota; Peronosporomycetes; Peronosporales; Peronosporaceae
Source: the annotation of a GenBank genome assembly
AUGAUCGCCAACCCCAACUCAAACCUGCCAAAGCGUCUGCAGUGGUAUUUAGUGCUAGCAGCGCUGACAUGCGUCAGUGCUAGUCCAAGUACUGUCGAGCCAAAGACCAUUUUUGCUGGUUCUGCUUCUCUUAAGCAACAACUUGGUGUCGUCGGCCAAAGCGAUGCGCGAGUAAAGCGGUAUUUGAGAAGAAACUCGGAUGCGACGGAGAGCAUGGACGACGAGAACGAAGACAGAGGUGGCAACUUAGGCCCCGCCAUAGACCAAGGUUUAGCAGGCGCCAUCGACUCGGUCGAGGGUGGUGUCACCUCUGGAGUAAUCGCAGCCAUAGACCAAGGGUUAGCAGCAAAGGUCGGCGAAGCUGGAAAGUCUGAUGUCAUUCCUGGAAAUUCCGGCAAAAACGUCCAUCUAGUAGCAAAGGAUGGUGAGUUGGUCAAGGAGACGGUUGGCUCAAGUAUCCAAGACGACAUAAAUCAAAAAUUCAAGAGCGUUAUGGGUGACAAGCUCGAACUCUACGAAAAGGAGGUAAAAAAAGAGGAAAAUGUUGAAAGAAAAAACAUGUUCAAGAGUGAGGAAUUUACGGAGUGGAACAACUAUGUGGACGCUAGAUUUCCUAAAGAACCCGCAGCAGCAGCACAAGCUAAGGCUGAAUCGCUUCUAACUAUAUGCGAGAGUAACGAUUUGAUCAAAAUGCUAGCGACCGGAAGAACGGACAAGAAUACGCGAGCAAUCGCCAGCAAUUUGGAAAUGGGUCUGCUGAGAAAGUGGGCUCUAGCAGGUGGUAAUGAGGACAACAUCAUGGAACUGCUAACUUUUGGCAAAAGUAAGAAAGAAGUAUGGGCGAGUGACACUAUGAGAGUAUGGUUCGAUUUUAUGAUACAUCAGAAAAGAAAUCCAUACGAGCUGUUUGUCACGCAUUUUACGGAGCGCUCCAGGAACAAAGAGCUAGUAGAAUUGAUUGAUGCGACGGAAGACGACACUUGGGCCAGGACAGUAGCACCUAUAUUUGCGGAGCAUCUGCUGCAGACCUGGGAGGACAGCGAUAUAAGUGUGGUUCGCAGCUAUGAGCUCCUUGGACUCAACAAAGAAAAUCCAGAUAAGCUUUUGAAAAGUCCGAUGCUGAGUUGGUGGGUCAAUUACGUUGAAUUGCUGGGAUCGGAUCCAUAUCAAGUGUUACUUUUGACGAUGAGGAAGCACAUGAGUGACAAAAAUAUAAAUUCGAUUCUUGCUGCGGCAAAAGCUGAUGGCACGAAUGAGAGCAUUUGGCGGAUCCUGCUGCAUCUGCAAGAGAAGCGUCAGCGUCUAAAGCGGGAGCAUCCUCAGGCGGAGAGGUGGCAGAUGGAUGGGAAAUGGGUUGUCGAUGUUUUUAAUGAUCUGAAGCUCCAAGAUAAAGGCCAAGAGAUGCUUGGAACCAAAAAAUGGAACGCGUGGGUGUCUUAUGUAACCUUCUUGGAGGAGCAAAAACAAGUAAAAGAUCAAAGAGAAACUGCAAUGGUUAUAUACUCAGUGCUAAAGAGUAAACUUAGUAGCCAAGACCUGACCAAGUUGGUCGCUACAGCCAAAACUGUCGAGGAGACGCAAGAAAUUGCCAAAAAAUGGGAGUGGCGAAUCGCACAGCGAACUUCGGACGACGUUUUCGAUCUUCUGAAACUAAAGGAGAAAGGGGAUGCGGUAUUUGAAACUCCGGAAUUCAAGUCCUGGAUGUUUUACGUCAAAGAGUUGAACAGUGCUAAAAAGCACAAAGACGACGUUGAGCUUGCUUAUCGGCUGUACGGACACUACGGUCCCGAUGUGGAAAGAAUGCUCAAGAAAUCCGAAAAGACAGCCAGUGCGAAAAACGACGAAGAUACGAAAUCGAUCGUCAGGAUGUUACUCAAAGUGUUUGAGAAAAAGAAGUCACUCGAGAAGACGUCACCUGUGGAGAUGGAGCUUGAGAAGACGUCGCCCGUGGAAAUGGACAUUGAGAAGACGUCACCGGCUGAGAUGGAGCUCGAGGAGACGUCACACGAGAAGAAGCGGCUCGGUAAGAGGCCGCGUACGAGCUCGCUUGCUGUGGCCACCGAAUCCCUAAAACGAAUGAAAUUGCUGGACGAAUCCGAGCCACCGAUGGGAAUUUGA